AUGGAGGCUGUCGUGUUUCGUCUGGCUGUGUUCUUCUCUCUACUGCUCACUGUCCUGGCUCAGACCCAGCCGGAAUCCAGCAUCUCCUACUUUGACAACCUUCCUGCUCGUCUGUUCUUCUUUGCCGACACAACUACCGCCAUAUACCAUGAUGUAGUUGCGGGCAACGUACAUGUCUCGCAAGAUGAGGGCAAGACGUGGAACUUAGCGGCAGGCCUCCCAGAGGGGAAGGCCGCUAUGGUCAUCGAGCAUCCAUUUGACAAGAGCUAUGCAUUCGUACUCACUAGGGGUACAACACAUUACCGCACCGACGAUCAGGGCCGGACUUGGCGUUCGUUUGACAUGCCUGUGGCCCCUGCCCUAGUUGGGCAGCCACUGUCAUUCCACUCCGAUAAAUCCAAGUAUGGGUAUAUCCUUUAUCAAGGCACGCGAUGCGAGUCAUCUGGGGGCUGGGGGUCAAUUUGUUACGAUGAGACCUAUUACACCAAAGAGGCUUUUAGUGGCGAACCGCAGCUUCUUCUUGAGGAGACAUCCCGCUGCCAGUUCGCUCAUAGCAGCGCCGACUUCGUACAUGACGCGCAUUCAGACCUAAUCUACUGUGUUGCUUUCGACUCAACAUCGACGUCAGGCUCACACUCGCUGUCCGCAAGCCGACUGUUCUCGUCCACAGACUUUUUUGACUCCAACAGCAAGGUCGAAGACCUUGGCAUCGGGAAGAAUGCGAAAGGUGUCGUCGCGUUCGCGAUCGUCUCCAAGUUCGCGGUAGUCGCGCUGCGAGAUUUAGCCCCAGGAAAUACAGGCGAAAUGCUGUUGUACGUAUCGGUGGAUACCAAAACAUGGGCCAAGGCUCGCUUUCCACACGCGUCGUCGGCGCGGCUUCGUGAGAAUGCGUAUACAAUUGUUGAGUCGACGACGCAUUCUAUCGCGGUCGACGUCAUGUUACAAGACCAGACGACUAUUGGCACAUUAUUCGUCAGUAAUUCCAACGGGACGUUCUUUGUCGAAAGCUUGAAGGAUACUAACCGGAAUGAGAUGGGAUAUGUGGACUAUGAGACUUUGUAUGGAAUCGAGGGUGUUGGCCUGGCAAACAUAGUUGGUAAUGCACAAGAAGUGGAGGCCAGAAGAGCGACGAAGCAGCUGCAGACAAGGAUUACAUUCGAUGAUGGUCGCUCGUGGUCUCGUCUUCGGCCACCCAGCGAAGACAGCGAAGGUCGCCGAAUUCCAUGCAACCCCAGUGAUGACAGCUGUUCUCUGCACCUUCACUCUAUCACAGUUCCUCACAAUUUCGGACGCGUCUUUUCUUCUCCUGCCCCCGGUCUCGUUAUGGGCGUUGGGUCAAUUGGUUCAUAUCUUCAUCCAUAUGAGGACUGCGAUACGUUCUUGAGCACUGACGCCGGGAUAACGUGGAAGAUGGUCCGCAGGGAUGCUCAUAAGUAUGAGUUUGGCGAUCAGGGUAGUAUCAUGGUUCUGGUUAAUGAUGAGGAGAGUGCCGACACCAUCAGCUAUUCGAGCGACUUUGGGAGCACUUGGCAAACAUAUGACUUUGGCGUAAAGCUGCGCGCACGAAUUUUGACCACCGUGCCUGACUCGACAUCGCAGAAGUUCAUGCUAGUUGGUCAAGUUACUAAGCGAGACCAGCAGUCGGGGCAGGGUCGCUAUGCAGUUGUAUUCCUCGACUUCGCCGCCACUCGAUCGCGUAAAUGCGAUGAACACGAUUUUGAGCAGUGGUAUGCAAGAUCUGCGAAACAUGCGUGUCUGAUGGGCCAUAAGCAAUGGUAUAAACGGCGAAAGCUAGACGCGAACUGUUAUGUUGGCGACAAGUUUACUGACCCAGUUGAGCACGAGGACAAUUGCCCUUGCAGCGAUGAAGAUUACGAGUGCGAUUAUAAUUUCAUACGCCAAGGCAAUCGGUGUAUUCCGUCGGGCCCGGAGCCAAUCCCUGCCGGCGUGUGCUCCCUUGAUAUCCCCGAUCAGACAUACCUCGGCUCCUCUGGAUAUCGACGCAUACCGGGAAAUACGUGUGAUAGGGAGGCUGGUGACAAGAAAGAUGAACGCGUAGAAAAGCCAUGUUCUAAUGCGCAACCUCGUGAGGGGGAAAUUGUCCAUCAGACGUUCGAGUUCCAGGCGCCAGUCGUUCAAUUCGCGUAUUUCAAAGGUUCUACGACCAUUCUUGUUCGGCUGGGGGAUAACACCAUCUGGCAAUCAAGUAAUGAAGGUUAUACCUGGCAACAAAUCGGUGGCAGCGAUAAAUUUGUCGCAUUUUACCAUCACACCUCCAGCUAUGAUCGCGCAUAUUUGAUUACCGUAACGGAACGCUACUGGUAUACUGAAGACACCGGAAAGACGUGGUCUUCUAAGGGCCAAGGGCCGAUGACGCCCAAUAAUUUCGGUCUACAGAUCUUGCAUUUCCAUCCAAAACAAUCCGAUCACCUCAUCUGGACUGGUAGCCAGGGGUGCACUGGAUUUGGGGAGAAUUGCCAUGUCGAGGCUUUCUACUCUUUAAAUAACGGCAAAAGUUGGAAUUUGAUCGAGAAGUACGUUCGCAAUUGCGCGUGGGCGCGGGAUAAGGAACUCUUGGUAGAUUCGACUCAGAUUAUCUGCGAAAUCUACAAAAACAAAGAGGGUUCGCAACGAUUCUUCCAGAUGGACAAUCCACUUGAACUGUAUAGUGGCUCAAACUACUUCGACGCACGCACCAAACUCUUCAAUCAUGUUGUCGGGUUCGCAAAGUUCAGCGAAUUCCUGAUUGUUGCUGAAUAUCAACCACAGAGGCAAGCUCUCGAUCUACAAGUGUCAUUAGAUGGGAAAGUAUUUGCGAGUGGGAUGUUUCCACCGAAUAUGCGGCCAGACCAGCACGCUUAUACCAUCCUCGAGUCUAGCACGCAAGCCGUCUUCUUGCACGUCACAAUAUCGGAACCUCCCAGUCCAUUCUGGGGAAAUAUCUUGAAAUCGAACUCGAAUGGAACGUAUUAUGGCGUUUCACUAGAUAAUGUCAAUCGCAAUGAAGCAGGCUACGUUGAUUUCGAGAAGAUGAUCGGACUGGAUGGUAUCGCGCUGGUGAAUGUUGUUUCCAAUCCUGAUGACGCAGCUAUCACUGGCCGGAAGGAACUCCAAUCACGUAUCACUCACAACGAUGGCGGAACGUGGAAGCCCCUUACUCCUCCACUCUUCGAUUCUUUGGGCAACAAUUAUGAAUGUAGUCGUACCGUAAGCGAGCGUUCGAUCUUGCCAAAUAAGCCACUAUUGACUGUCGCAGAGCUGCUCAUUGCAUAUUCAUGGCUAUACUGA
Molecule: messenger RNA, 3288 nt
Organism: Fibroporia radiculosa
Lineage: Eukaryota; Fungi; Basidiomycota; Agaricomycetes; Polyporales; Fibroporiaceae
Exons: 14
Coding region: 1-3288 (1095 amino acids)
Biological process (GO): protein targeting to vacuole; Golgi to endosome transport; Golgi to vacuole transport
Cellular component (GO): Golgi apparatus; membrane
Molecular function (GO): protein binding
Source: RefSeq, a predicted model, not a curated record